This is a messenger RNA of Rubroshorea leprosula, 1196 nucleotides long. The record is from the annotation of a GenBank genome assembly. Lineage: Eukaryota; Viridiplantae; Streptophyta; Magnoliopsida; Malvales; Dipterocarpaceae.
CCGUACCUAGGGUUAAAACGUAAAAUUGUCCGCCACUGUCCUUUUAUUUUUAGGGUUAAAAUUGGAAAUUCAUUGCCUGUUUUCAUAACCGCCUGAAGACAAAGAAGAAAGGAUAAGCUUAUUUCCGUGUCCGAGAUAAAGAAGGGGAGAAGAGAUGGCCAUCCGACUGAACCGCCUCCAGCCACCGCGACUGAAUCACGAGAAACAGCUUCCGCCACCGUUUUCCGCCGCGAGAACGAGAUUAUCGUUUCGGAUUAACUCAGCGUUGACUUCUAGCAAUGCUCAGAAGCUAAUCCAGUCCGGUGCGGUCCGGCCGAUACUGCCUAAGGAUGCAACCACGACCAUGAAUUCCGAGGGUUUCGUUCUUCUGGACAUCAGGCCGGAGUGGGAGAGAGAAAAGGCUCAUGUCAAAGGAUCGCUGCAUGUGCCGCUCUUUGUGAAGGACUUGGAUAAUAGUCCGAUUACCCUUUUGAAAAAGUGGGUGCAUUUUGGCUACAUUGGCCUGUGGACGGGCCAAAACUUCACCAUGAUCAAUCCUGAAUUCCUGAAACAGGUGGAGGCAGCCGUUCCCGAUAAGGAGACGAAGUUACUGGUGGCUUGUGGUGAAGGGCUGAGGUCGAUGAUGGCAGCUUCAAAGUUACACACCGGUGGGUAUAAGAAGUUGGGGUGGUUGGCGGGAGGUUUCAACCGUGCCGGAGAUGAUGAUUUUCCGGCCGUUGAAGGGCCUGAAAAGCUACAGUAUGCUACAAUAGGGGGCUUCUCAUACUACUUACUUCAGUUGCUUAUCCUCUUAAAAGUAGUGGGUAAGAGCAAUUGAUUAGCAAAGAUCUUUCUGUUCAAGUUUUUGCCAUGGAAACGAAUCAGCAAGAAUUGGAACUGGAAACGUCAUUUCGACUUAUUUGGAAAUGCAAAAUGAUAGAUGUAUUUUAAAUUAAUGCAUUUUCCUCUAGAUUCCUGUUCCCAAAGACUAUUAUCAACCAUAACCAGGAGAAAGUAUUUUACUGCAACCAUUGCACAUCAUCACAAAUUCUUCCGUGCACCUGUAACAUGACAGGUUCUAAGUGACAUGGCAGUUGCAAUUUUUGACAAGUUCUGAUGUAAAACCUGGAACUCCUGAUGUAUCAAGGACGUUUUCAUUUAUUGGCAAUAUCGUUGAAGUGUUAUCCCAUUGCACUGAAUAAUUUUUCCUUAAUCGG